Molecule: messenger RNA, 2318 nt
Organism: Sesamum indicum (sesame)
Lineage: Eukaryota; Viridiplantae; Streptophyta; Magnoliopsida; Lamiales; Pedaliaceae
Product: isochorismate synthase, chloroplastic
Biological process (GO): phylloquinone biosynthetic process
Cellular component (GO): plastid
Molecular function (GO): isochorismate synthase activity
Source: RefSeq, a predicted model, not a curated record
GUUCAGGACGCUGUCCUAUGUGCAUAUAAAUAUACAACAAACUUCCCUCCCUUUGUCGCCCAUAACCUUGGGGAGAACCAAGAGAGCAAAAACACACACAAUACACAAACACACUAGAGUACAAUGGCUACUACACAAUAUUGCAUUAGCCGUUUCAUGGACAUUGACCCCAUCAAAUGCUCAUUCUCAUCCUCCCCGACUCCACUUUCAAAACAGUCACUCCACUUGUCCAAUCAUAAAUGUCAUGAACUUGGUUCGUUGUCCAUGAAUGGCUGCGGAAGUGAUCCUAGAGCCCCCCUUGGCGUCAUUGAAACUCGAACAUUCCCUAUUGUUUUGACACCGGCCUUGGCGGCCGACCGCUUGAGCUCAGCCGUUUUCGACCUGAAAACGAACCCGUCGACGUUGGAGUCCGGGAUUAUCCGAAUUGAGGUGCCGAUACAGCAGCAGAUAGAGGCGCUCGACUGGCUUCGUUCGCAGAGCCAGACCACUCUUCCGCGCUGCUAUUUCUCCGGCCGCGAUUCCGGCAAUAUUCCUCUUCUUCAACACGCCAAUGGCAAUGGCAAAGGCAACGGCCACGCUUCUUCUCAUGACCAUGAGGAUCCUCAACAGAAGCUGGUCAGUGUUGCUGGCCUGGGUUCAGCCGUCUUCUUCCGCCAUCUGCGGCCAUUCUCUUUGGACGAUUGGCGUUCGAUCAAAAGGUUCUUAUCCAAAAAGUGUCCUCUAAUCCGUGCUUAUGGUGGAAUCCGCUUUGAUGCAAGGUCUAACAUAGCCCCCGAGUGGGAGGGUUUUGGUUCUUUUUAUUUCAUGGUUCCUCAGGUUGAAUUUGAUGAGUUUGAAGGGAGUUCAAUGAUUGCUGCAACUAUUGCAUGGGACAAUCGCCUAUCAAGAACUUAUGGACAAGCAGUUGCUGCACUUGAGGCUACAAUGUGGCAGAUUUCAUCAGUUGUCCGAAGAUUAAAUGGUAAUGGCCGUCGUGCUGUUAUGCUACACCAGACUCAUAUUCCUAACAAAGCAUCGUGGGACUCAGCUGUUAAACGAGCUUUGGACUUGAUGACUAGGAAGAAUUCAACGCUUGUUAAGGUUGUUCUUGCACGCAGCAGCAGAGUACUAACAGCGGUAGAGAUCGACCCUUUAGAGUGGUUGACAAACUUACAGGUUGAAGGGGAUAAUGCUUACCAGUUUUGUCUUCAGCCACCUGAAUCACCUGCAUUCAUUGGAAACACACCGGAGCGCCUAUUUUAUCGAGACCAGCUUAGAGUUUCCAGUGAAGCUUUGGCUGCAACACGAGCUAGAGGUGGAACUCCGUCUCUGGAUUUACAGAUAGGACAUGAUUUACUUACCAGUGCUAAAGACGACCAUGAAUUUGCUGUAGUAAGAGAAAGUAUACAGAGAAAGUUAGAGAAUAUAUGUUCCAGCACGAUAAUUGAACCAAGCAAAGCUCUACGGAAACUUCCACGUGUUCAACAUCUUUAUGCUAAACUGACAGGCACACUGCAGAAAGAAGAUGAUGAGUUUAAGAUUUUGGCUUCCCUUCAUCCUACUCCUGCUGUUUGUGGGCAUCCUAUGGAAGAGGCACGAAUUGUAAUAUCAGAAACUGAAAUGUUCGACCGAGGAAUGUAUGCUGGCCCUGUCGGGUGGUUUGGUGGUGCAGAGAGUGAGUUUGCUGUGGGAAUAAGAUCCGCAUUGGUUGGGAAGGGUGUUGGCGCAUUACUCUAUGCUGGAACCGGGAUCGUACAAGGAAGCAAUCCGGCCCUGGAAUGGCAGGAACUGGAGCUGAAGACAUCACAGUUCACGAAAUUGAUGAAACUUGAGGCCCCUCUUUUGGUGAUGAGGGAGAAAAUUGAACUGUAAAUUAAAAGGGCAGAACAUCAAGUGAGCUUACUUUGCAAACUCCAAGGUUUUGGUGUGAUCAUAUCAGGAAUUUCUGCAAAUUUGUGUCCAGGAUGAUCACAUUUUCCCGAAUAAGUGCUUCAUUUCUUCAUAAGAUCUCUCUCUGCAAUCUCCAUGUCCGGUUCUUGAGCACGUUCUCCAGUCAUGUAGUCUCUUCGUUACCUGCAUUACCAGGAAAAAAAUAAUACUGAUCAGCCUACUUACACACACAUACACACACACAUAUAUAUAUGUAUAUUGUCUUUUUAUUACAUCCUGUAACCAGGCAAGAAUGAGGAGCUGUUCCUCAAUCUCAAUGUAAAAUUCUAAUGUUUUCUACCAAGUUAUGGUAUAGUCAAGGUUUUCUUGAGCAAUAGCCCACAUGGUUUUCAUUGUUAUGGAUGGGUAUACUCUGGAAAAUGUUUAUCAAACACUAACACUAACCAAUG